UAUGGGGACGCCCGGGGCGUCCUUUGUCUAUGGCAGAGCAAUCUGUGGUCAUCAGAUUGAAAAAGAUAGGCAUCACUGGGUUUCUGUGCGACCACUCUGGAAGAGAAGAGCAUAUAUAUUCGAGUGUUCUUCACAUUUGCUGCUGUUUCUAGAAUUUACAAUGUUGUUUUCCCUCCUGAACCCAAUUCAGAUGUUUUUUUUUGCAUACUACCUGAUUAACUGAUCUCAUCUUUUCAUUUUCGAUUCCUUCAAUCAGGCCUGAGGGAAUGCCCUCUUUGUCUGGGAAGGACAGGAAUCGUGACCUCCCUUACGCCUGGUAUUGGAAAGGAGAUCCUUUAUCAAGACACAGGCUCGAGAGAGAGCCAAUCAUGCCCCUAGAUACUGGUCCACGCAGGGGCACAGCAGCUUGCGAUUAUGCGCCGCGUCCCUGGCUUGGGCGUUUGUCUUUGGCUUCCAUUAUUCCUACCCGUCGACAGCGCGUUUCAGCUCGCCCUCUAGGACAGAUGGGCCCUGGCUUCUUCAGCGGAGAGAAUCUGUUAGAGACAAGGCGGAGUGGAAGGGGUCUGCGUUCUGCGCAUCCUUUUGAGCCGUGGGAACCUCCUCCGUUUGCGGGAUUCGAACCACCACGGGGUCCCGGUCCUGCACACCCAUGGUGUGGGACAUCAUCCUAUCCCCCGCGCCCACCAUUUGACCGUGGCUCAAGAUUCCCCCAUGGCAGCUACAGGUCGCCUCGAUCGCCGUGUACUUGGCCUCCGGACGAACAAGAUGGCUGCGAAGGUUGCGAAGACGCCGUCGAAUAUGAGUGUGACUGUUCAUCUGACGGCGAUGAAUCGUGCCGAAGUGACGAGAUGGGGAGUAUGGGAGGAGGCUCUUAUCGCCGCCGUCGCCCGAAUCGGAAUCAUUCAACGCCCCAAAUGAUACAUCCUUCCAGGGAGGUACCUCUUAAUGGCCAAGCUUAUGCUCGGGACUUAUCUCCUUGUUCCCCCUCGCCUGGGAGGAGAUUCAUGGCACCGUAUGGUGAGAGGGGUGAGAGCAGAGUUCCUCGUCGAGCCCACUAUGGAGAUGAUAUUGGUCUCAGGAGGUUCUAGUCCUGGGAUGUAUCUAGUAAAACUG
Messenger RNA from Paecilomyces variotii, 1113 nucleotides. RefSeq lists its product as hypothetical. Lineage: Eukaryota; Fungi; Ascomycota; Eurotiomycetes; Eurotiales; Thermoascaceae. Bases 267 to 1088 code for a protein of 273 amino acids. The transcript has a single exon. The record is from RefSeq and is a predicted model, not a curated record.